AGCUUCCUCCACUUCACUCUGCUCAUCUCCUGGGUAAGUGCAGCUCUCAGAGGCUUCUCAGGGCUCUCUCCCAGCCUCCAAUCCUUACAUCUCUCCCCAACCCUUUCCUCACUCUGGGUGCUCUUUGCAGGACUCCUUGCUUGUGUGGAAGAUGUCCUGCUCCAGCCUGUGUGCCCCUGCAUGUGGCGUGGCCACUCCAACCCCACUGGCUGACAGCUGCAACGAGCCCUGCGUGCGCCAGUGUCCCGACUCCACUGUGGUGAUCCAACCCCCGGCCACCGUGGUCACCUUCCCCGGGCCCAUCCUCAGCUCCUCCCCACAGUACGCUGCAGUUGGUUCAGCAGGAGUUCCCACUGUCGGAUCGGGCAUGGGUGGCACCUUUGGACGCAGUGCCGGUUUUGGUGGCUAUGGAGGCCUGGGAGGCUAUGGAGGCUAUGGAGGCCUUGGUGGCUAUGGGGGCUAUGGAGGCUUUGGCAGCUGCGGAUAUGGUGGCUUUGGCCGAGGCUACAGAUCCCUUGGGGGCAGCUGUGGGCCCUGCUAAGCACAGCACUGCCUCUGUCCACAUUCGAAGAAGAGCUCUGGAGAAGCCCCAGCACAUCCCUGCCCGAUGCCGUGAGGAAGGGCUCCCCUUCAGUACUUCUGGGCUCUGGAGAUUGGAUACCUCGUACCUGCACAGAGACCAGCACUGUCUUCCUCUGCUCCGUUUGAUCUUUGCUUCAGGACUCACUGCCCUGUGAUGAUGCAGCCCAGCGCUGAUUGCCUGCUCCUGUCUUUCUGCCCUGUGCAAGGAGAUAGGGACAGCCUCUAGCCAGGGACUGUCCUUCUGGCACCUCCCUCCCCCCCAUACCUGCAAUAAAAG
Molecule: messenger RNA, 859 nt
Organism: Gallus gallus (chicken)
Lineage: Eukaryota; Metazoa; Chordata; Aves; Galliformes; Phasianidae
Gene: CBP3B1
Product: claw keratin-like
Exons: 1
Coding region: 152-541 (129 amino acids)
Cellular component (GO): intermediate filament
Molecular function (GO): structural constituent of cytoskeleton
Source: RefSeq, marked inferred